AUGAUAUACAUUUUUUUGUAUUGUUUCUUGGUUUUUGAGUUGAUUCUGGCCUUUUUUCUUAAUCUGUCACUAUUUUUUCUGCCAUGUUUUCAGCUUUACCAGCUGUUUAUUUUUAAUCACUCUUAUUUUAUAGAUGAGAGUACUUUUCUCCCUGAGGAAAGGUUUUCCUAGUCCUCUUUCUUCAUUUUGGACUAGACGUCAUCUAGACAUGUUGCAUGUUGCUCAGUGUUAACUGGACCUUUAUUCUUUCUUAAGUGACUUCCUUGUUUUAAUGCAGUGAAUCCAUCACAUAAAUUUCUAGGAAAUUUCUAGGAAAGAAUAUGUAGGAGAUAAUUUUUUUUUUAAUCCUGGCAUAUCUGAAAAACUCUUUGUUAACCCUUAUAGUUGAGUGGUAUUAUUUUAUUCAAGCCAAAAUAAGUUGCAAACUAUUUCCCCUCAGAGCUUUUGAAGACAUUGCUCAGAGAUAUUCUAGUAUCCAUUGUUGCUGCUGAGGAGAAGUCUGAUACAUUGUGAUUCUUGUUCCUUUCUGAGUAAUGUGUUUUGUCAUUCUCCAUGGAAACUCCUUAGAGCUCUGUUUGUCCUUUCUAAAUUGAAAUUGCUCAGGGAUACCUGGCUGGCUCAGCUAGUGGAAUGUGCAGCUCUUGGUCUUGGGGUUGUGAGUUUGACCCCCAUGUUGGAUGUAGUGAUAACUUAAAAAUAAAAUCUUUAGGGGUACCUGGGUGGCUCAGUUGGUUGAGCAUCUGACUUAGGCUCAGGUCAUGAUCUCGUGGUUUGUGAGUUCGAGCCCCACGUUGGGCUCUGUGCCGUUGGGCUCUGUGCGGACAGCUCAGAGCCUGGAGCCUGCUUCAGAUUCUGUGUCCCCCUCCCUCUCCGCCCCACCCCUGCUUGUGCUCUGUGGCUCUCUGUCUUUCAAAAGUGAAUAAACAAAAAAAAAAAAUUAAAAAAGGAUAAAAAAUAAAAUAAAAUCUUUAAAAAAUAAGUUGAAAUCUGUAAAAGAUGUCUACAUGUGUUUUUUUCCAUUAUUAAACUAUAACGACUAAUGUUUUGUAGUUCUUGGAAAUACUCUUAUUACUUUAAUUAUCUCUUCAUUUUCCUUCUGUAACUUCUUUUAAAUUUUAUUUAUUUUUUAAUGCAGGUAUAAUUAGUGUGCAGUGUUAUGUUAGUUUCAGGUGUUCUGUGUAAUAAUUCAACAGUUAUGUACAUUACUCAGUGCUCAUCAUGAUAAGUGUGCUUUUAAUCCCCUAUUUCACCUGUGCCUCUCACAUGCUUCCACUCUAGGGGUUUGUUCUCAAUAUUUAAGAGUGUGCUUUUGUUGUUGUUGUUGUUGUUUGUUUGUCUCUUUCUUCUUUGUUUCGUUUCUUAAAUUGCACAUAUGAGUGAAAUUGUAUGGUAUUUGUCUUUCUCUGGUUUAUUUCACUUAGCAUAAUAUCCUGUAGAUCCAUCCAUGUUGCAAAUGGCAAGAGUUCAUUUUUUUUUUUUUAAUGGACUAAUAAUGUUCUCUUGUAUUUAUGUGCCACAUCUUAUCUGUUUUUUGAUGGGUGGACACUGGGGUUGUUUUCAUAUCAUGGCUAAUUGUCAGUAAUGCUGCAAUAAACGUUGAGCAUAUAUCAUUUCAAAUUAGUGUUUUUUUUGUUUUCUUUGGGUAAAUAUCCAGACAAUAAUGGAAUUAUGGAAUCAUAUGGUAAUUUCAUUUUUAAUUUUUUUGAGGAACCUCUGUAGUGUUUUCCCCAGUGGCUGCACCAGUUUGCAUUCCAUGCCCACCAACAGUGCUUGAGGGUUCCUCAACAUUUGUUGACUUUUCUGGUUUUGAUUUUAGACAUUCUGACAGUUGUGGAGUGAUACGUCUUUGUGGUUUUGAUUUGCAGUUCUCUGAUGAUGAGUGAUGUUGAGUAUCUUUUCAUGUGUCUGUCGGCCAUCUCUAUGUCUUCUUUGGAAAAAUAUCUAUUCGUAUCUUCUGCCCAUUGUUAAAUUGGAUCUAUUUGUGUUUAUUUUGGUCUUGAGUUGUGUAAGUUCUUUAUAUAUUUUGGACAUUAACCCUUUAUCAAAUAUAUCAUUUGUGAAUACCUUCUCCCAUUUUGUGGGUUGUCUUUUUGUUUUAUUAAUGGCUUUUUUCACUGUGCAAACACUUCAUAUUUUGGUGUAGUCCCAAUUGUUUCUUUUGCUUUGGUUUCCCUUGCUUCAGGAGACAUGUCUAGAAAAUUUUUCUAUGGCUAAUAUCAAAUAAAUUAUUGCCUAAGUUAUCUUCUAGGAAUUUUAUGGUUUUAGGUCUCACAUUUAGGUCUCAUCCAUUUUGAGUUUAUUUCUGUAUAUGGUAUAAGAAAGUGGUCCAGUUUCAUUCUUUUGCAUGUAGCUGUCCAGUUUUCCCAAUAGCAUUUGUUGAGGAGACUGUUUUCCAUUGUAUAUUCUUGCCUCCUUACAUGGAUUGAUUGACCAUAUAGUUGUGGGUUUACUUCUGGGUUUUCUAUUCUGUUCUGUUGAUCACUGUGUCUGUUUUUGUGCCAGUACCAUACUGUUUUGAUUACUACAGCUUUGUAGUGUAUCUUGAAGUCUGAGAUUAUGAUAUCCCCAGUCUUGUUCUUUUUCAGUAUUGUUUUGGCUCUUUGGGGUCUUUUGUGGUUCCAUAUGAAUUUUAGGAUUGUUCCAGUUCUGUGAAAACUGCUAUUGUUAAUUUGAUAGGGAUUUAUUGCAUUAACCCUAUAGUUUGCUUUGGGUGGUAUGGACAUUUUAACAGUAUUUGUUCUUCCAGUCCGUCAGCCAGCAUAGAAUAUCUUUCCAUUUGUGUCAUCUUUAAUUUCUUUCAUUAGUGUUCUACAGUUUUUGGUGUACAGGUCUUUUGCCUUCUUGGUCAAGUUUAUUCCUAGCUAUUUUAUUAUUUUUGGUGCAAUUGUAAUGGGAUUCUUUUUAUAAUUUCGCUUUCUGCUGAUUAUUAGAGUAUAGAAGUGCAACAGAUUCCUGUAUGUUGACUUUGUAUCCUGUGACUUUACUGAAUCCAUUUAUCAGUUCUAGUAGUGUUUUGCUCGGAUCUUUAGGGAUAUGUGUAUAUAGUAUCAUGCUGUGUGCAAAUAGUGAAAGUUUUACUUCUUCCUUACCAAUUUGGAUACCUUUAUUUUCUUUCUAUAACUCCUUUUAGUUGGUUGUUGGACUUCCUGAAUUAGCUCCUGCCCCCUUCCCCCAUCCUGUUGUCUCUUUGUUCUGUCCUUGUGGGUAUUUCCUCUGUUCUUAGACUUCAAUUUUAGUUUGGCAGUCAUAUCUUAAAUCUUCAGGAAUUCUCUCUCCCUGUACCCCAAUACCAGCCAUUCUUUUCUCAUUUUAUGGGUUCAUAAUCUUCUUGGAUCUCUUUGAAAUGUUUUUAUUUUUAAUUUUUGUUUUUUUUAAAGGGGGAAUUCUUUUUUUAUUUUUUUUUUUAACAUUUACUUAUAUUUGAGACAGAGAGAGAGAGACAUAGCAUGAGCAGGGGAGGGGCAGAGAGAGACGGAGACACAGAAUCUGAAACAGGCUCCAGGCUCUGAGCUGCCAGCACAGAGCCCAUUGUGGGGCCUGAACCCACCAACUGUGAGAUCAUGACCUGAGCCCAAGUCAGAUACUCAACUGAUUGAGCCACUCAGGUGCCCAAGAAUUCUUUUGUUUUUAAAUGUUUGUUUAUCUUGAGAGAGAGAGACAGAGAGAGAGAGAACACACACAAGCAGGGGAGGGGCAGAGAGAGGGAGAGGGAAUCCAUAGCAGGCUCAGCCCUGUCAGCACAGAGCCCGACUAGGGGCUUGAUCCCAUGAACUGUGAGAUCUGGACCUGAGCCAAAAGCAAGACUUGGACGACUUGGAUGCUUAAGUGCCUGAGCCACCCAGGCACUCCUAGGGUGACUUUUGUUUUUAUCUUGAUCUCAUUUAUAUUGUAGGCUUUUUCUCAAAUAGCUGCCGAUUCCUGGUAUCACUGCGAUUUAAGAGUUAGUGCAAGAGCUUGCUAUGAGACCUUGUCAUCAUUAAUUAAUGACAGGCUUUACUUCAGGGUGAAGCUGGUAAUUCUGCUUUUGUGUUCUGACAUUUAGGAGUCCACUGUUUUACCCCCAAGUGCCAACCCCCAUGCUAGGUCACUAGUCACUUCUCCCCAGCCCAUGAUUUCUUUUCUUUAGAAAAGACAUCUCCUUUUUUUAAGCAAUAUUUCUUUUUCUCGACGUGUUUUCAACUGCUGUUUAAAUAAUCUUGUAUGAAAGGGAGAUGAGUGUGUAUAGUUGAUCUGCUGUUUGAACCAGAGACUUUUUCUUUAGCUCUUAAACUGGACUAGACCAAAAACUAACAGGUAUUCAGAUACUUACUUAUACAGUGUUUCAGAAUGUGCUAGGUUGUAGAAGUAUUCUAGGAGCUUGAAGUUGCAUGCGAGGCUCUUUAGGAAAGAGAGUACCCACUGUGUGUGGGCUUUUUACAACAUUUGGAGGAUUAGGAAAGGUGUCACAAAAAACUCACGCAUGUGAUACACGCUGGUAAAAAUACUCAGCUGGGGAGAGCAUGACUUAAGUGAAAGGCCCCCUUCCCCUCUUCUUCAGCCCCAUAUUUCAGAGAUAAUUACUGGUAAGUCUCUUUUGUGUCCUCCUUGACUUCUGUGCAAAUGUGUUUCUCUUUGUCCAUAAUGUGCUCAUGUUCAGUUUUACACAGUUGGAUCAUUUGGCGUGUAUUGCUUUGUGAUUUGCUUUGGUCACCGGACAGUGUAGUUUUGGACAUUUUUCUGUUUUAGCAUGUACACAUCUCUCUCUCUCUCUCUCUCUCUCUCUCUCUCUCUCUCUCCAAAGGCUGCAUAAUAUUCAUCAGCCAUUAUGAAUCAAGUGCUUGCUUUAUUGCAAGGCAUAUUCUAGAUUCUGGGGAUUCAGUAGUAAACAAGAGAGACCAAGCCCUGGCCUUCAUGGACAAAAUUCAAUGGUGAGAGGUACAAAAUAAAUGCAUUCCUUGUCAUGAACUUCAGACCGUGGAAAAUGCUAUAAAGAAAAUACAUUAUAGUAAUGGUAUUGACAGUAUCUGCUGAUGUUGCUGGGAGAACAUGAGGUGUGUUGCCAGGGGUAGUCAGGAAGGUCUCCCUGCAGUAAGGACACUGAAAUAGACCCAAAUGAUGCAGAGGCAGUUGGGCGAAAAUUUAGGAAGAAUAGGGUUCAUUGUGAAGGCUCUUAGACGAGGAUGAGUGUUCAUACUCAAGGGACCCUCUUGCCUCCUGAAGUAAAAGGCUGAUGUUAUGGGACAGUGAGAAGUGAACUUAGAGGAGAUCACGUCUGAUAGGUAAGCAGGGGUCUGGUCGUACAGUGCCCUGCAUGCCGCGGUGAGGAGCAGGGUUUUGUUCUCAGUGCAGUGGAAGCUUCGGGAGGAUUUUAAAUGGGGGCUGGGGGGGACCAUUAAGGCUGUUGGAGUAAUCUUGGCAGGAAGGGCUUAGAGUCUGCUGGUGGUCGAGGAGAAGAGUGAUUAGGUUUUUUUGUGUGUUUUGAAAGCUAUUUGGAUAAGAUCUGCUAAAGGAUUUGAUGAGAGAGAGUGAGAAAAAGAAUUUAAGUUGUCUUCUAGGUUUUUGGCUUCGGCAGCUUGGGCAGACAGUAUUGUCAUGUCAUUAGAGAGCCUUGUGGAGAAACAGGUUUUAAACUAGAUUGGAGGUACCCUAAUUUAUUUAGCCAUUCCUUUAUUGAGGGUCAUUUUGUUGAUCUCUAGUUUUACUGCUAUCUUUGUACUCGUAGUGGACAUCCUUGUAUAUUUAUACUUGUGGGUAUAAUCUAGAAGAUAAAUUCCUAGAGGUAAAGUUCUCUGAUCGACGAGUGCAUAUGUUUUGGGGUGCCUGGGUGGCUCAGUUGAUUAAGCAUCUGACUCUUCAUUUCAGCUCAGGUCAUGAUCCCACGGUGCUGAGCUCGAUCCCCAUGUGGGGCUCUGUGCUGAGCUUGGAUCCUGCUUGUGAUUCUCUCUCCUUUUCCCUCUGACUCUCCCCAGUGGGUGCACGGGCGUGCAUGCUUGCAGUUCUCUCCCUCCCUACCUCCCUCUCAAAAAAAAAAAAAAAAAAAAAAAAAAAAAAAAAAAAAAGUGCAUGUUUCAAGUAGAUAACUGACCAAAUGCACUCCAAAAAUGAGGUAUUGACUUACAGUCCCACGACAGAGCAGGCGUUUUCUCCAACCGCAUAUGCAGAGCAGGGCAUACAUUUCCGAAAGUAGAAGAGAGAGUUCUAGUAGAAUUGUUUCUUUACUAUGUCAGUUCAGCACUCUGUUCCAAGAAUGAAAACCAGCACUUGUCCUGUCUCUUUCGGUGGUCCCUGAAGCCCCUAACACGCUUCUAGCCGUAGUCUCCUCGCCCUUCCAGCUUUAGGAAGCCCUUCGUCAUCGUUGUGGCGAUGAUCGACAGUAAAGACUGUUGCUCGUUUAAUGUGUGCCAGGCACUUUCUGAAGUGCUUCGCGUGAGCUGUGUUAAUUUAUUUAAUCCUCGCAACAGUCUAUAAAGUAAAUACUAUUAUUAUCUCCAUUUUUUUUUCAGUUGAGAAAACUGAAAAUUGUCUUUUCGUUUGAUCUUUUUCCGCCAGAGGAUGUCUUUCUGGAGGUUCAUGCUGGCUGCUGUGUCGCGAAGAGAAUGAAGGGGAUAAAGGUUGAAGCAGGCAUGGCCGUCACGAGAGCACUGCAGCAGCCGGGCCUCGAAGCAGAGGAAAAAUUACAGUGGAAGAUGAGGACAGCAUGGAUGGACUGGAGACAACAGAAACAGAAAAUAUUGUGGAAACAGCAGAAAUCAAAGAACAGUCUGCAGAAGAGGAUGCUGAAGCGGAAGUGGACAUCAGCAAACGGCCAGUCCCAGUCCUCGAGCGCUCGGUGUCUGAGGACUCUGCGAGCUCCCUGGUCUCUGUUGGUGUAGAAGUCAAAAUCAGUGAACAGCUCUGCGCUUUUUGUUACUGUGGUGAAAAAAGUUCCUUAGGACAAGGAGACUUAAAACAAUUUAGAGUAACGCCUGGGUUUAUCUUGCCGUGGAAAAGCCAGCCUUUUAACAAGAAGGACAUUGAUGACAGCAGCAAUGGAACCUGUGACAAAAUACAAAACUCAGCAUCACGAAAACAAAGAGGACAGAGAAAAGAACGAUCUCCUCUACAGAAUAUAGUAUCUUGUGUAAGUGUGAGCACGCAGACUGCUUCGGAUGACCAGGCUGGUAAAUUAUGGGAUGAACUCAGUCUGGUUGGCCUUCCAGACGCCAUUGAUAUCCAAGCCUUAUUUGAUCCUACAGGCACCUGCUGGGCCCAUCACCGUUGCGUGGAGUGGUCGCUGGGAGUGCGCCAGUUGGAGGGGCCGUCACCGGUGAGCGUGGACAAAGCUGUCGUCUCAGGGAGCACAGAGCGAUGUGCAUUUUGUAAGCACCUUGGAGCCACUAUCAAAUGCUGUGAAGACAAGUGCACCCAGAUGUACCAUUAUCCUUGUGCCGCUGGAGCUGGUACCUUCCAGGACUUCAGGAACUUCUUCCUUCUGUGUCCAGAGCACAUCGACCAAGCUCCUGAGAGAUCAAAGGAAGAUGCAAACUGUGCAGUGUGCGACAGCCCGGGAGACCUCUUAGAUCAGUUCUUUUGUACUACUUGUGGUCAGCACUAUCAUGGAAUGUGCCUGGAUAUAGCGGUUACUCCAUUAAAACGUGCAGGUUGGCAAUGUCCUGAGUGCAAAGUGUGCCAGAACUGCAAACAAUCGGGAGAAGAUAGCAAGAUGCUAGUGUGUGAUACGUGUGACAAAGGGUAUCAUACUUUUUGUCUUCAACCAGUUAUGAAAUCAGUACCAACCAAUGGCUGGAAAUGCAAAAAUUGCAGAAUAUGUGUAGAGUGUGGCACACGAUCUAGUUCUCAGUGGCACCACAAUUGCUUGGUAUGUGACAGUUGUUACCAACAACAGGAUAACUUAUGUCCUUUCUGUGGGAAGUGCUACCAUCCAGAAUUGCAGAAAGACAUGCUUCACUGUAAUAUGUGCAAGAGAUGGGUUCACUUAGAAUGUGACAAACCAACAGAUCACGAGCUGGAGUCUCAGUUCAAAGAAGAGUAUAUCUGCAUGUAUUGUAAACAUUUAGCUGCUGAAAUGGACCCCUUACAGCCAGGUGAUGAAGUGGAGAUGGCCGAAGUCACUACAGAUUGUAAUAAUGAAAUGGAGGUUGAAGGACCUGAAGACCAUAUGGUAUUUCCGGAGCAAGUAGUUAACGAAGACAUCAGUGGUCAGGAGUCCACACCUGGAAUUGUUCCAGAUGCAGUUCACAUCCAUACAGAAGAGCAGCUGAAGAGUAAUUCACCAGAAAGUCUCGACACACAUGAUCUUCUCAUUUCUGAAUCCUCCCAAGAUAAAAUGAAUCCUGCAUUGGAAAAUCAGAUUUCUCAAGAAGUCGAUAGUGAAAAAAUGGAAAUGUCUUCUAAAGUGAUGCAUAUUUGUGAUGAAAAUCAAAAUGAAAACAAAAUGGAAGUGACAGAAAACGUUGACGUCCUCACACACCAGAUCGCUGUGCGGCACGAGGAUCUGCAGCUAGAGGAACCCAAAAUGCUGGCAUCCGCAGAAGAAUCACGGCCUCCGAAAUUGUCCAUUGAAUCUGCCACUGGUCCCCCAGAGGCCCUAAGGUCCCCGUGUGAGGAAGGUACUUCUUUAUGUUCUAAGGAACAUUUGGCUGUAGAAAGGGUACCAGAAGUGAUGGAACGGAAAGAAAGUUCUGAAUCUUCCGCUGCGUUUAUGGACUUUGAAAUGGCCCCUGUAGUUGAGAGUUGUGUGAAAGAUGGUUUAUGCCAAGAAGACAAAUCUGUAAAAUUACCAUCGGAGACAGAGUUGUCAUUUUCGUCAGCGGCAGGCGUAAGCAAGGCAAAUGCGUCUUCCUCUCCACUCUCUUCAGACUUGCCUUCCCAGGACACACUGCAUAGCUACCCUUCAACCCUCAGUGCUUCUGUUGGAAACAUUAUGCCAACGACUUACAUCUCAGUCACUCCAAAAAUUGGCAUGGGUAAACCAGCUAUUACCAAAAGAAAAUUUUCUCCUGGUAGACCUCGGUCCAAACAGGGGGCUUGGAGUACCCAUAAUACAGUGAGCCCACCUUCCUGGUCCCCAGACAUUUCAGAAGGUCGGGAAAUUUUUAAACCCAGGCAGCUUCCUGGCAGUGCCAUUUGGAGCAUCAAAGUGGGCCGUGGGUCGGGAUUUCCGGGGAAGCGGAGACCUCGUGGUGCAGGACUGUCAGGACGAGGCGGCAGAGGCAGGUCAAAAUUGAAAAGUGGAAUCGGAGCAGUUGUGUUACCUGGGGUGUCUGCUGCAGAUCUUUCGUCGAAUAAGGAUGAAGAAGAAAACUCUAUGCAUAAUACAGUGGUGUUGUUUUCUAGCAGUGACAAGUUCACCUUGCAUCAGGAUAUGUGUGUAGUUUGUGGCAGCUUUGGCCAAGGAGCAGAGGGAAGAUUACUUGCCUGCUCUCAGUGUGGUCAGUGUUACCAUCCAUACUGUGUCAGUAUUAAGAUCACUAAAGUGGUUCUUAGCAAAGGUUGGAGGUGCCUUGAGUGCACUGUGUGCGAGGCCUGUGGGAAGGCCACUGACCCCGGAAGACUCCUGCUGUGUGAUGACUGUGACAUAAGCUACCACACCUACUGCCUCGACCCUCCUCUGCAGACAGUGCCCAAAGGAGGCUGGAAGUGCAAAUGGUGUGUGUGGUGCAGACACUGUGGGGCAACGUCUGCAGGCCUGAGAUGUGAAUGGCAAAACAAUUACACACAGUGUGCUCCCUGUGCAAGCUUGUCUUCCUGCCCCGUCUGCUAUCGGAACUAUCGAGAAGAAGAUCUUAUUCUGCAAUGUCGACAAUGUGACAGAUGGAUGCAUGCGGUUUGUCAGAACUUAAAUACUGAAGAGGAAGUGGAAAAUGUAGCCGACAUUGGUUUUGAUUGUAGCAUGUGCAGACCCUAUAUGCCUAUGUCAAAUGUGCCUUCCUCAGACGGCUGCGAAUCUUCACUUGUAGCACAGAUUGUCACGAAAGUGAAAGAGCUAGAUCCACCCAAGACAUAUACCCAGGAUGGUGUGUGUUUGACUGAAUCAGGGAUGACUCAGUUACAGAGCCUCACAGUUACAGUUCCACGAAGAAAACGGUCCAAACCAAAGUUGAAGUUGAAGAUUAUAAACCAGAAUAGUGUGGCUGUCCUUCAGACCCCUCCGGACAUCCAAUCAGAGCAUUCAAGGGAUGGAGAAAUGGAUGAUAGUCGAGAAGGAGAACUUGUGGACUGUGAUGGGAAAUCAGAAUCUAGUCCUGAACGGGAAGCUGUGGACGAUGAAACGAAGGGGGCGGAAGGAACAGAUGGUGUGAAAAAGAGAAAAAGGAAACCGUACAGACCAGGUAUCGGUGGAUUUAUGGUACGGCAAAGAAGUCGAACCGGGCAAGGAAAAACGAAAAGAUCUGUCAUUAGAAAAGAUUCUUCAGGCUCUAUUUCUGAGCAGUUACCUAACAGAGAUGAUGGCUGGAGUGAGCACUUACCAGAUACACUAGUUGAUGAAUCUGUUUCUGUUACUGAAAACACUGAAAAAAUAAAGAAGAGAUACCGAAAAAGGAAAAAUAAGCUUGAAGAAACGUUCCCUGCCUAUUUACAAGAAGCUUUCUUUGGAAAAGAUCUUCUAGAUACAAGUAGACAAAACAAGCUAAGUUCAGAUAAUCUAUCAGAAGAUGUGGCUCAACUUUCAUAUAAAACAAACACGAACACAGAUUUCUUGGAUCCUUCCUUAGAUCCACUACUUAGUUCAUCAUCAACUCCAGCAAAACCUGGAACCCGCGGUACGACUGAUGACCCCUUAGCUGAUAUUUCUGAAGUCUUAAACACAGAUGAUGACAUUCUUGGAAUAAUUUCAGAUGACCUUGCAAAAUCAGUUGAUCAUUCAGGUCUUGAUUUAUGCACUUUCCAGGUUGAGAGCUCACCUUUUCCAUUUGCCGGCAUAGAUAUUGGUCCUGUCGCUGAUGAUGCAUCGUCUUUGCCUCAGCCAAGUGUCAAUCCCACUUCACGACCACUAAGUGAAGAGCAGCUAGAUGGAAUCCUCAGUCCUGAGCUAGACAAAAUGGUCACAGAUGGAGCAAUUCUUGGAAAGUUAUAUAAAAUUCCAGAGCUUGGAGGGAAGGAUGUUGAAGACUUGUUCACCGCUGUGCUUAGUCCUGCGACCGCCCAGCCGACCCCGCUAGCACAGCCUCCCCCACCGCCUGCACCUCAGCUGCUGCCCAUACACAGCCAGGGUAUGUCACCUCUAGAAAAGUUCCAUGUGUUUUCGCGGAUGCCACUCAUGAAUGGCCUUAUUGGACCCAAUCCUCACCUCCCACAUAAUUCUUUGCCUCCUGGAAGUGGAUUGGGAACUUUCUCUACUGUAGCACAAUCCCCUUACACUGAUACCAGGGAUAAAAAUCCAGCAUUUCAUCCGAUGGCAAGUGAUCCUAACAGCUCUUGGACGUCAUCCGCUCCCACGGUGGAGGGAGAGAACGAUACAAUGUCAAAUGCCCAGAGAAGCACGCUGAAAUGGGAGAAGGAAGAGGCUCUGGGUGAAAUGGCAACAGUAGCACCUGUUCUCUACACAAACAUCAAUUUCCCCAGCCUGAAGGAGGAAUUCCCUGACUGGACGACGAGAGUGAAGCAGAUUGCCAAGCUGUGGAGAAAAGCGAGCUCGCAGGAAAGAGCGCCUUACGUGCAAAAAGCCAGAGAUAACAGGGCCGCUUUACGCAUUAAUAAAGUACAGAUGUCAAAUGAUCCCCUGAAGAGGCAGCAACAGCAAGACAGCAUCGAUCCUGGCUCUCGCAUUGAUUCGGACCUUUUUAAAGAUCCGUUAAAGCAAAGAGAAUCGGAACAUGAACAGGAAUGGAAAUUUAGACAGCAAAUGCGCCAGAAGAGCAAGCAGCAAGCCAAAAUCGAAGCCACGCAGAAGCUCGAACAGGUGAAGAACGAGCAGCAGCAGCAGCAGCAGUUUGGCGCGCAGCCCCCCGUGGCCCCGUCCGGCUCGGACACGCCGAGCAGCGGCAUACAGAGCCCCCUGACCCCCCAGCCUGGCAACGGGAACGCGUCUCCUGCGCAGGCGUUCCAUAAGGACCUGUUUGCGAAGCAGCUCCCCAGCGCCCCCUCGUCCGCGUCGUCAGACGACGUGUUCGUGAAACCGCAGGCUCCUCCCCCGGCUGCAGCCCCGGCCCGAGGCCCCCCCGUCCAGGAGAGUCUGUCACAGCCUCAGACCUGUCAGCCCCCCUCACCACAGGUGUUUUCAGCUGGGUCCGCUCACUCCCGGCCACCCUCCCCAGUGGAUCCUUAUGCAAAAAUGGUGGGGACUCCGAGACCACCUCCUGGGGGCCACGGGUUUUCCAGAAGAAAUUCCGCUGCCCUGGUGGAAAACUGUGCUCCUCUGCCCCCAGUCCCCAGGCCUGCUCCGGUGAGUGAGGCCACGGCAAAUAGGCCGUCCCCAGUCAGAGACUUCUGUGCUUCCUCCACGGCAAAUGGUGACCCCUAUGCAAAGCCUCCAGACACGCCCAGACCUACGAUGACCGACCAGUUUCCCAAGCCCUCGGGCCUCCCCCGGUCUCCGGUGGUUGCCGAGCAGACUGCAAAAGGCCCUCUAGCAGCUGGCACCAGCGAUCACUUCAGCAAACCGUCUCCCAGGGCAGAUGUGUUUCAGAGACAGCGGAUUCCUGACCCGUAUGCACGGCCCUUGCUGACACCCGCACCUCCCGACAGUGGCCCUGGGCCCUUUAAGGCUCCGAUGCAGCCCCCUCCACCUUCCCAGGAUCCCUAUGGGCAGGUGUCGCAGGCACCAAGGCGACUGUCUGUGGACCCUUAUGAGAGGCCUGCGUUCGCACCGAGACCUGGAGAUAACUUUUCUCACAGCCAGUCAAGUGGCCCAUACAGCCAGCCUCCCCUGACCCCACAUCCGGCAACAAAUGAGUCUUUGGCCCAUUCCUCAAGGGCUUUUUCCCAGCCUGGAACCAUGUCAAGGCCGACAUCUCAGGACCCGUAUUCCCAGCCCCCAGGGACUCCACGCCCUGUUGUAGAUGCUUACCCCCAACCCUCGGGAACAUCUCGCUCCAACCCAGACCCCUACUCUCAACCUCCUGGAACUCCCCGGCCCACCACGAUUGACCCCUACAGUCAGCAGCCACCAACCCCAAGGCCGCCUACACAAGCAGACUUGUUUGUGCCGCCGGCCGCUAACCAGAGGCAUUCGGACCCCUAUGCGCAUCCCCCUGGAACACCAAGACCUUACUCUCAGCCACCAGCAGCACCAAGGCCAAGGAUUUCAGAGGGUUUUCCUAGGUCCUCAAUGACAAGACCGGUCCUCAUGCCAAAUCAGGAUCCUUUCCUGCAAGCAGCACAAAAUCGAGGAGCAGCUUUAUCUGGUCCGUUGAUAAGGCCACCUGAUACAUGUUCCCCAAGUCCUAGGCCACCUGGACCUAGUCUUUCAGAAACUUUCAGCCGAGUUUCCCCGUCUGCUACUCGGGAUGCGUAUGAUCAGCCUCCAAUGACUCCAAGAACUCAGUCUGACUCUUUUGGAACAAGUCAAGUUGCCCAUGAUGUUGGUCAGUCAAGGCCUGGAUCAGAGGGGAGCUUCGGUGCGCCUUCAAACUCUCCAAUGAGUUCUCAGAGCCAACAAUUUUCCAGCGUCUCCCACCUUCCUGGACCUGUACCAACUUCCGGGGUCACUGAGACACAGAGUACCGUAAACAUGUCACAAGCAGAUACAGAGAAAUUGAGACAGCGGCAGAAGUUACGUGAAAUCAUUCUCCAGCAGCAACAGCAGAAGAAGAUGGCAGGUCGGCAGGAGAAAGGGUCCCAGGAUGCAGUAGCGGGGCCUCUUCCAGCGCCCCUGCAGCACUGGCAGCCGGACAGCAUCAGCCAGGCUUUUGCUAGGGCUCCGCCCCCCUAUCCCGGGAGCAUCAGAUCUCCUGUUGUCCCUCCUCUGGGACCUAGAUACGCAGUUUUCCCAAAAGAUCCACGCGGACCCUAUCCUCCUGAUGUUACUGGUAUGGGGAUGCGACCUCACGGAUUUAGAUUUGGAUUUCCAGGAGGUAGUCAUGGUACCCUGUCAAGUCAGGAACGCUUCCUUGCACCUCCUCAGCAAAUACAGGGGUCUGGAGCUCCUCCACAGCUGAGAAGAUCGAUGUCUGUAGACAUGCCGAGGCCUUUAAAUAACUCGCAAAUGAAUAACCCAGUUGGCCUCCCUCAGCAUUUUCCACCACAGAGUCUGCCGGUUCAGCAGCAUAACAUACUGGGUCAAGCUUUUAUUGAACUGAGGCACAGGGCGCCCGACGGAAGGCCGCGGCUGCCCUUCACUGCUCCUCCCGGCAGUGUUCUAGAGGCACCUUCUCAUCCAAGACAUGGAAACUUCAUUCCCCGGCCAGACUUUCCAGGCCCUAGACACGCAGAGCCCUUGAGACGACCUUCUCAAGGUCUGCCAACCCAGCUACCUUUGCAUCCAAAUUUGGAACAAGUGCCACCAUCGCAGCAAGACCAAAGCCAUCCCGCCCAUUCAUCUUCUAUGGUCAUGAGGUCCCUGAGUCAUCCCUUAGGUGGUGAAUUCCCAGAGGCCUCUUUGUCAACAUCUACACCAGCUGAAACAGCAUCUGAUAAUUUACAGAUAACCACCCAGUCUUCUGAUGGUCUUGAAGAAAAACUCGAUACUGAUGACCCAUCUGUAAAGGAACUAGAUGUUAAAGACCUCGAGGGAGUGGAAGUCAAAGACUUGGAUGAUGAAGAUCUCGAAAAUUUAAAUCUAGACACAGAGGACGGCAAGGGAGAUGAAUUGGACACUUUAGGUAAUUUGGAAACUAAUGACCCCAACCUGGAUGACCUCUUAAGGUCAGGAGAAUUUGAUAUCAUUGCGUACACGGAUCCAGAACUUGACCUAGGAGAUAAGAAAAGCAUGUUUAAUGAGGAACUAGACCUUAAUGUUCCCAUCGAUGAUAAGAUAGAUAAUCAGUGUGGGUCUGUUGAGCCAAAAAUGAAGGAGCAGGAAGACAAGACUGUGGUUCCUUCUGAUAAACCUUCUCCGUGGAAAAAAUCCACUGGUACCAGUGAGAUAAAAACAGAAGUACUGUCUCCGGAUUCUAAAGGGGAAGGCAGAUGUGAAAGUGAGAAAAGCAAUGAGAGUAAAGACCACGUCGGCACCCCCAGCUCACAGGCUUCAGCUCACACAGAUGUCAGUGACGGAGAAAAGGCUGUCCCGCAGCCCUGCGACACGGAUCUACUGGAGAAGAGACCCCCCCGAGAAGCCACUGGCUCCACCCCAGGUGUCCACGGCUCCACGCAGCUGCCUGCGGAAGACGUGAUAAACUCUUGCGGCAUAACCGCAUCAACUCCGGUUCUCUCGAGUUUACUUGCUAAUGAAAAAUCUGAUAACUCAGACGUCAGGCCCCUGGGGUCCCCGCCACCCACGCUGCCAGCCUCACCAUCCGGUCACGUGUCAAGUUUGCCGCCUCCUUUAAUGACACCGCCCGGGCACAUGUUGGAUAGUACCAUGAAUUCUAACGUGCCAGUAGUCUCUAGGGUAAACCAUACUUUUCCUCAGGGCCUGCAGGUAAAUCCAGGAUUCAUUCAAGGCCAGUCACCAGUUAAUCACGGUUUUGGGACCGGAAAACCUGCAAAUCAAACUGUGCCUCUCACGAGCCAGUCUGGACCCCAGCAGCUGAUGAUCCCUCCCACGUUAGCCCAGCAGAGUAGAGAGAGGCCCCUCCUUCUGGAGGAACAGCCUCUGCUUCUGCAGGACCUUCUGGAUCAAGAGAGGCAGGAGCAGCAGCAGCAAAGACAGAUGCAAGCUAUGAUUCGCCAGCGGGCAGAGCCGUUUUUCCCUAACAUCGAUUUUGAUGCAAUUACAGACCCUAUAAUGAAAGCCAAAAUGGUGGCCCUAAAAGGCAUAAAUAAAGUAAUGGCACAAAACAAUAUGGGCAUGCCACCCAUGGUUAUGAACAGGUUCCCCUUUAUGGGCCAGUCGGUGACCGGGGCGCAAACCAGCGAAGGCCAGAGUCUCCUCCCGCAGGCGAUGGCCCAGGAUGGCAGUAUAACACAUCAGAUUUCUAGGCCUAAUCCUCCAAAUUUUGGUCCAGGCUUUGUCAAUGAUUCACAACGUAAACAGUAUGAAGAAUGGCUUCAGGAGACCCAACAGCUUCUUCAGAUGCAGCAGAAAUACCUUGAAGAACAAAUUGGCGCGCACAGAAAGUCUAAGAAGGCCCUUUCCGCGAAACAACGUACCGCAAAGAAAGCAGGGCGGGAAUUUCCAGAAGAGGAUGCGGAACAACUCAAGCAUGUUACGGAACAGCAGAGCAUGGUUCAGAAACAGCUCGAACAGAUCCGCAAACAGCAGAAGGAGCAUGCCGAGUUGAUAGAAGAUUAUCGGAUCAAGCAGCAGCAGCAGCAGCAGCAGCAGUGUGCCAUGGCGCCGCCUCCCGUGAUGCCAGGGGUCCCGCCCCAGCCGCCCCUGGUUCCGGGUGCCCCCCCAGCUGCCAUGAGCCAGCCCAGCUUCCCCAUGGUGCCUCAGCAGCUGCAGCACCAGCAGCACGCGGUGAUUUCUGGUCACACCAGCCCUGCGAGAAUGCCCGGUUUGCCGGCGUGGCAGCCUGCCAGUGCUCCUGCCCACCUCCCUCUCAAUCCUGCCAGGAUCCAGCCUCCAGUUGCCCAGUUACCAAUAAGAACUUGCACGCCGGCGCCAGGGACGGUGUCCAGUGCAAAUCCCCAGAGUGGACCGCCCCCACGGGUGGAAUUUGACGACAACAACCCCUUCAGUGAGAGUUUCCAGGAACGAGAGCGGAAAGAACGUUUACGAGAACAGCAGGAAAGACAGCGAAUCCAGCUCAUGCAAGAGGUAGACAGACAACGGGCUCUGCAGCAGGGGGUGGGGGUGCCGCCGCAUGGCCCCAUGCGGUCCCAGCUUCCGUUCUACAGCUCCGACCUGCCUUGUGACUUUACCCAGCCUCCACGGCCCCUUCAGCAGUCUCCGCAACACCAACAGCAGAUGGGGCAGAGCAUCCAACAGGGAUCUCUUAAUUCCCCUCCCACCCCAACGUUCAUGCAAACCAAUGAGCGAAGGCAGAUAGGGCCUCCCUCGUUCGUUCCGGACUCGCCGUCAGUUCCUGGCGGAAGCCCCGGCUUCCAUUCUGUUAAGCAGGUACACGGAGGUCUUUCUGGGGCCAGCUUCCAGCAGUCCCCAGCGAGGCCUCCUUUUGCACCUGCUUUACCCGCGGCGCCCGCAGUAGCUAGUGGCAGUCUCCCGUGUGGCCAAGACCCUGCCGCAGCCCACGGACAAAGUCACCCAGGGUCGACCCAGUCGCUUAUUCAAUUGUAUUCUGACAUAAUCCCAGAAGAAAAGGGGAAAAAGAAAAGAACGAGAAAGAAGAAGAAAGACGAUGAUGUGGAAUCCACCAAGGCACCAUCCACUCCCCACUCAGAUAUAACUGCUCCCCCCACCCCGAGUAUCUCAGAAACUACCUCCACACCCACCGUGAACACACCCGGCGAGCUUCCUCAGCAAGGAGAACCCGAGUUGGUGGAACCCGUCUGCCCGUCGACUCCCAACACGGCCGCCGGCCAGCUGUGCGCAGAGUUAGAAAGCAGGCUGCCCCAGAGUGAGUUAGCUCAGGGAGCUCCAAACCAACCGGCUUUCGCGGAGUCGGAGGCGGAAAAGCACUCCGUGGAAACCCCUGCCUCCACAGAAGAGGUGACACUGGAGACCACCGAGCCCCAGCAGUGCCCCGGCCAAGACGGGCCUGACCUGGAGGAACGAGCCAGAAAUAAGGUCGAGGAGAAAGCCGGGGCUGGUCCUGUCUCCUCAGGGCAGAGCCCUCCCCAUCCUGCUGGGGCCCCUGCUGCCAAAGGAGAUUCAGGCAACGAGCUUCUGAAGCAUCUGCUGAAAAAUAAAAAGUCAUCUUCCCUUUUGAGUCAAAAACCUGAAGGCAGCUUUUGUUCAGAAGAUGCGUGUACGAAGGAUAACACAGUGGUUGAGAGGCAGAACCCAGUCGAAGGAUUGCAAACUCUGGGGGCUCAGAUGCAAGGUGGUUUUGGAUGUGGCAGCAACCCCUUGCCAAAAACGGAUGGAGGAAGUGAGACCAAGAAACCACGAAGCAAACGGACUCAGAGGGUGGGGGAGAAGGCCGCACCGCGCUCGAAGAAAAGGCGGAAGGACGAAGAGGAGAAACGCGCCUUGUCCUCUGCCACCGACACCUUUACGCACCUGAAGCAGCAGCUCUCUCUGCUCCCUCUAAUGGAACCAAUCAUUGGAGUGAACUUUGCGCACUUUCUUCCUUAUGGCAGUGGCCAAUUUAAUAGUGGGAACCGACUUCUAGGAACUUUUGGCAGUGCUACCCUUGAAGGGGUUUCGGAUUACUAUUCUCAGUUGAUCUACAAGCAGAAUAAUUUAAGUAAUCCUCCAACACCCCCUGCCUCUCUUCCUCCUACACCACCUCCUAUGGCUUGUCAGAAGAUGGCAAAUGGUUUUGCGACAACUGAAGAACUUGCUGGAAGAGCUGGCGUAUUAAUGAGCCACGAAGUUACCAAAAGUCUAGGACCGAAAGCAUUUCAGCUGCCCUUCAGACCACAAGACGACUUGUUAGCCAGAGCUAUUGCUCAGGGCCCGAAGACCGUCGAUGUGCCAGCCUCACUGCCGACACCGCCUCAUAACAAUCAGGAAGAAUUAAGGAUACAGGAUCACGCUGGUGGUCGGGACACUCCUGACAGUUUCGUUCCGUCGUCCUCUCCCGAGAGUGUGGUUGGGAUGGACGUGAGCAGAUACCCAGAUUUGUCGUCGGUCAAAGAGGAGCCCCCGGAGCCUGUGCCAUCCCCCAUCAUCCCGAUCCUUCCUAGCAGUACUGGCAAAGGUUUGGAAUCUAGAAGGAAUGACAUCAAGACUGAGCCUGGCACUUUAUUUUUCACACCGCCUUUUGGUUCCUCUCCAAACGGUCCCAGAUCGGGUCUUAUAUCUGUGGCAAUCACUCUGCAUCCUACAGCUGCUGAGAACAUUAGCAGCGUCGUGGCUGCGUUUUCCGACCUUCUCCACGUCCGAGUUCCUAACAGCUAUGAGGUCAGUAAUGGUCCAGAUGUUCCAUCCGUGGGUUUGGUCAGUAGCCACAGAGUAAACCCAGGCUUGGAGUGUCGACAGCAUAUAUUUCUUCGUGGGCCUCCGCCAGGACCUGCAAACCCUCCCAGAUCAGCCAGCUCUUACCGGCUGAAGCCGCCCAGCGUGCCGUUCCGUCCAGCGAGCGAUGGUCUUUCUGGAUAUAAGGAUUCCGGUAUCGCAGAAGGCGCGGCCCUCAGACCACAGUGGUGCUGUCACUGUAAAGUGGUUAUUCUUGGAGGCGGCGUGAGGAAGUCUUUCAGAGAUCUGGCCUUCGUGAACAAGGAUUCCCGAGAAAGCUCCCACAGAGUCGAGAAGGACAUUGUCUUCUGUAGUAAUAACUGCUUCGUUCUUUAUGCCUCAUCCACACAAGCAAAAAACUCAGAAAGCAAGGAAUCCGCCCCUCCGUUGCCACAGUCGCCUGUAAGAGAGACGCCUUCCAAAGCGUUUCACCAGUACAGUAACAACAUCUCCGCCUUGGACGUGCACUGCCUCCCGCAGCUCCAGGAAGAAGCUUCUCCCCCCGCGUCACCCCCGAUCACUUUCCCUCCGGCGUUUGAAGCAGCCAAAGUAGAGGCCAAGCCAGACGAGCUUAAGGUGACAGUCAAGUUAAAGCCUCGGCUAAGAACUGUCCACGGGGGGUUUGAAGAUUGUAGGCCGAUUAAUAAAAAGUGGAGAGGGAUGAAAUGGAAGAAGUGGAGCAUCCACAUCGUAAUCCCCAAGGGGACAUUCAAACCCCCUUGUGAGGAUGAAAUCGACGAGUUUCUGAAGAAGCUGGGCACGUCCCUUAAGCCUGACCCUGUGCCCAAAGACUAUCGGAAGUGUUGCUUUUGCCACGAAGAGGGUGAUGGACUGACCGACGGACCGGCGAGACUGCUCAACCUUGACUUGGACGUGUGGGUCCACCUGAACUGUGCGCUGUGGUCCACGGAGGUCUAUGAGACCCAGGCCGGGGCCUUGAUAAACGUGGAGCUGGCGCUGAGGAGGGGCCUGCAGAUGAAGUGCGUCUUCUGCCAUAAAAUGGGCGCCACCAGCGGAUGCCACAGAUUUCGGUGCGCCAACAUUUACCACUUCACUUGCGCCAUUAAAGCACAAUGCAUGUUUUUUAAGGAUAAAACGAUGCUGUGUCCCGUGCACAAACCAAAGGGAAUUCACGAGCAGGAGCUGAGUUACUUCGCGGUCUUCAGACGGGUCUACGUUCAACGCGACGAGGUGCGACAGAUCGCUAGCAUCGUGCAGCGCGGAGAGCGGGACCACACGUUCCGCGUCGGAAGCCUCAUCUUCCACACGAUCGGCCAGCUGCUCCCACAGCAGAUGCAGGCGUUCCAUUCCCCCAAGGCGCUCUUCCCCGUGGGCUAUGAGGCCAGCCGCUUGUACUGGAGCACCCGCUACGCCAACAGGCGCUGCCGCUACCUGUGCUCCAUCGAGGAGAAGGAGGGGCGCCCGGUGUUCGUCAUCCGAAUCGUGGAGCAAGGCCACGAAGACCUGGUCCUGAGCGACUCCUCCCCUAAAGGUGUUUGGGAUAAAAUUUUGGAGCCCGUGGCGUGUGUGAGAAAACAGUCUGAAAUGCUCCAGCUCUUUCCAGCAUAUUUAAAGGGAGAAGACCUGUUUGGCCUAACGGUGUCCGCGGUGGUGCGGAUCGCGGAGUCCCUGCCUGGGGUUGAGGCGUGUGAAAACUACACCUUCCGCUACGGCCGCAACCCUCUCAUGGAGCUUCCUCUUGCCGUUAACCCCACAGGCUGCGCCCGAUCGGAACCUAAAAUGAGUGCCCAUGUCAAGAGGUUUGUGUUAAGACCUCACACCCUGAACAGCACCAGCACCUCCAAGUCCUUUCAGAGCACAGUCACCGGCGAGCUGAACGCGCCCUACAGUAAGCAGUUUGUGCACUCUAAGUCCUCGCAGUACCGGAAGAUGAAGACCGAGUGGAAGUCCAACGUGUACCUGGCCCGGUCCCGCAUCCAGGGGCUGGGCCUGUAUGCUGCCAGAGACAUCGAGAAGCACACCAUGGUCAUCGAGUACAUCGGGACUAUCAUUCGAAAUGAAGUUGCCAACAGAAAGGAGAAGCUGUACGAGUCUCAGAACCGCGGCGUGUACAUGUUCCGCAUGGAUAGUGACCACGUGAUCGACGCGACGCUCACCGGAGGGCCUGCCAGAUACAUCAACCAUUCGUGUGCGCCUAACUGCGUGGCAGAAGUGGUGACUUUUGAGAGGGGACACAAAAUUAUCAUCAGCUCCAACCGGAGGAUCCAGAAGGGAGAGGAGCUGUGCUACGACUACAAGUUCGACUUCGAGGACGACCAGCACAAGAUUCCGUGUCACUGCGGGGCCGUGAACUGCCGGAAGUGGAUGAACUGAACGCAUUCCUCGCCGUUCGGCGGGCGGCUCGUCCCCACGAAGAAGCGAUUCGACGCACCGUUUGGCUUCUGCAGACAGAAAGAGAUGUUCGUUUUCUGUUGUGUGACUUCUUGAAGCGAGCUUCUGGGAGUCCCGGCUCCUCGGCCCCGGGCGGGAGCCGCCGGGACGGCCCGGAACGGCCCAGCACUUUUGUUUUCUGCUUUCUCUUUCCUUCCUCCUUCUUUCCGCGGGUGGGUUUUGUCGUGUUUCGUUUCGUUCUCGAGUCUCACCGAGGAGAAACUUCUACUGGGGCGGAGAGCCGCGGCUGCCGGGCCCCAGGGUGGGGGCUUCCUAUGAAUGUAAGACUGAGAUCACCAGCGAAAGGGAGAUACGUCCAAAGUGCUGGCCACGGCCUUAUCUGAAAAAGGGGCAGGCCCUCUAACUUAAAAGUUUUUUAAAAUAAAGUAGACACCACUGAACAAGGAAUGUACUGCAACGACUUCCUUAGGGACGGAGCUAAGGGGCGAUAACUUGCACUAAAACACGUUUAAAUACUUGAUUCCAUGAGUCAGUUUAUUGUAGUUUUUGAUUUCUGUAAAAUAAGAGAAACUUUUUGUAUUUAUUAUUGAAUAAGUGAAUGAAGCUAUUUUUAAAUAAAAGUUAGAAGAAAGCCAAGCUGCUGCUGUUACCUGCAGAACUAACAAACUCUGUUACUUUGUACAAAUAUGUAAAUAUUUUGAGAAGAAAAAAAAUACAGUAUAAAAAUAGUAUUGACCAAAUGCUACCAGGCUCCGCAGCAGCUCGGGUGCUUAUAAAACGUUCACGGGGAUGUUACAAUACAACUUUGUGUUGUUAAAUAUGCCAUUAUAAUUCUGUAAUAACCAAAACUUCAACCUAGAGUAUUUGGGGUUUUUUGGAAACUACGGUCUGUUAGUACUUAAUUGUUUUAUACACCUUCCGAUAGAACGGAGUGUGGGCUGUGACUCCGCCUUUUAUAGCUGUUUUGGUAAUUUAAACUAAUGUUUUCAUAUUCUAUUGUUGCAUCCCUACUUCUUCAGGUUUUUUUGUGCUUACGAUUUGUGAUAACUGUGAAUAAUAACUGCUUCAAGAUACACCCAAAUGGAGGCUGAACUUUUCUUCAGCAAAAGUAGUUUUGAUUAGAACUUUGUUUCAAGCCACAGAGAAUCAUGUAAACGUCUUAGAUCAUGUAGCAGGGCUCCAGUCUAACUCUCUAGCCUUCUAUUUAACACAAACAUUUGAAAAGGAAAAAAAGAGAAAAAAAAAAAAAAAAAAAAAAAAAGAGAGAGAUUUGAUCAGUCGUGGCUGCAGGACCCGGGCCGAUAGGGUUUUGGAAGAUGUAAUUUUAAAAUGUGUUUGUAUGAACUGUUUGUUUACAUUUCUUUAAUAAAAAAAAAAAAAACACACACACACACUGUUUUGUGUUUGCUUGUAGAAACUUAAUCAGCAUUUUGAACCAGGUUAGCUUUUUAUUUUGUACUUAAGAUUCUGGUACGGACACUUCACAGGCUGAGCAUAAAUGAAGUUUCUGUGUGCACAAUUCAAGUGAGCUGUGAACUGUCGGUCUAUCAGUGACGCAGUUCGGAACUUGUAAUGUAUAUGGCAUGAUGUAUUUUUAUCUUACGGAAUAAAUCAAUUGUAUAUAUUUUUCUCUUGAUAAAUAGCUGUAUGAAAUUUGUUUCUUGAAUAUUUUUCUUCUCUUGUACAAUAUCCUGACAUCCUACCAGUAUUUGUCCUACCGGGUUUUUGUUUUCUGUUCUGUAUAAUAGUACCUAAUGUUGGCAAAAAUUGAAUUUUUUGAAGUAUACAGAGUGUUAUGGGUUUUGGAAUUUGUGGACACAGAUUUAGAAGAUCACCAUUUACAAAUAAAAUAUUUUACAUCUAUAAAA
Panthera uncia (snow leopard) is the source of this 23268-nucleotide messenger RNA. RefSeq names its product lysine methyltransferase 2C (gene KMT2C). The record is from RefSeq and is a predicted model, not a curated record. The transcript has 62 exons. Gene Ontology annotation, cellular component: nucleus; MLL3/4 complex. Bases 6677 to 21382 code for a protein of 4901 amino acids. Gene Ontology annotation, biological process: positive regulation of transcription by RNA polymerase II. Lineage: Eukaryota; Metazoa; Chordata; Mammalia; Carnivora; Felidae. Gene Ontology annotation, molecular function: transcription coactivator activity; histone binding; histone H3K4 methyltransferase activity.